Didymodactylos carnosus is the source of this 1032-nucleotide messenger RNA. The record is from the annotation of a GenBank genome assembly. Lineage: Eukaryota; Metazoa; Rotifera; Eurotatoria; Philodinida; Philodinidae.
AUGGCGUCGUCGUCGUCAACAACCAAACCACCACCAUGUGCCACAUGUGGUAAAAACAUUGAUAUCUUACGUUGUAAAGGAUGUCUCAACCAUUACUGUCGACCACAUUUCAAUGAUUAUCGCGACAAGUUAGCCCAUGAGCUCGAUGUAUUGACAGGAGUGCACGAUCAACUUGAGCAAACAUUGAAUCAGACGACCGAAGCGCCUCGCUCUCACCCUCUUUUCAAGCUCAUCAACGAGUGGGAGAAUGAGUCAAUGCAAAAAAUAAGGCAAGCAGCGGGAGAGGCACGAAAACAGCUCAUGGCUAUUCUUACUUCUUCCAACUCGUCCAACAUUUCAACGGACUUGCACAAAGUGGCACUAGAACUCAAACAAGGACGAGAAGAAGAAGAUGGUUUUUAUGAAGGGGACUUGUUCUCAUGGAAGUGCAAACUGAACGAACUAAAGCAGCGACUCGAAACUCCACAUUUCAUCACCGUGGACGAAGAUGAUACGACCAAGUUUAUUAACAAAAUUCGAGUGUUACGUCAUGAAAAUGAUACAUUCGAUCAAGUUCUCGGUCCAGCUCGUAUCGAAGAACAAGGUGAAGUUGUUGUUCAUAUUCUCAGUAGGGGACAUGCAGAAGUGCGAGGAAAACAAGAAUACACCUCUGGCACUCAUCGAAUUACGUUGAAAAUUGAAGAUUCCGAUGCAGGAAGUUGGAUCUUCUUUGGUCUUAUUUCGAAGGCAACACCAAUGCAGAACAACUCUUUUGAAUCGGCUUCGUCUUUUGGAUGGGUAGCAGUAGCAUGGAGCAAUCAUGUCUAUAUUGCUGGAACGAACACUCCAGGACAUGGUGGCUAUCUUUCGGACUGUCAAAAAAAUGACAUGAUCGACUUAGAAUUCGAUUGUGAAAACCAUUUACUGCGUAUGAAGGAUAUUCGCUCCAGCAAACAAUAUACACUACAAAUUGAUAUCACCAAGUGCCCCUUUCCAUGGCUUCUUCAUGUUAACAUUGGCUAUCCAGAUGAUCGCGUUCGCAUUAUGAACUAA